This is a messenger RNA of Dibothriocephalus latus, 921 nucleotides long. Lineage: Eukaryota; Metazoa; Platyhelminthes; Cestoda; Diphyllobothriidea; Diphyllobothriidae. The record is from the annotation of a GenBank genome assembly.
AUGAUUGCCAAGGAGAUCCUGCCUGGGCAGUCAGUUUGCUGUUGCGUAAUGGCGGAUUCCAUACGAUCAAUCACCGAUGCGAUUCUGUACAAAGCUUUUACACCACCAUUUCGCUUCCGUAUUGAAGCCCCAUCCUCGCAAACGGAUUCACAAUAUGAGAAGUUGGACACCUCCCAAAUAUCCAGCACCUAUGCCUCUAAAAGACAAUUCAUGGACAUCGCUGCCGGUGCUCCCGCGCGUGCGCAAAUUAUUCGCUCAGCGGAUGAAGACGCCGCUCAGGACGAAAUUAUGCGGAAGUUGGGGAAGCUGGAUGCUGCGGUGGAAAAAGCGCUACAGGACAUCAAAGAAAAGAAGGAUGGACUCUGUGAACUGUCCUAUUCUCUCUUUCAGACCUGCAUUCUGACCAAUGAGAAAAUUCCCGAGAUCAAACGGCGUUACAGGGAGUAUGUGCUGAGUGUACGGAGCCUUCUGACCAAUCCUGAGAUUACGGUUCCGCAGGAAUUACGAGGCGAACUCAAAGAGCAGGUAAAGGUCGCAGUGGAGGAGUACAUUCGCCUCCUGGAGGAAAAGGUGAUGCGACAAUUUUGGGCCCCGGUACAAGACAAAGGCAGUAUGUUGCGGUUGAAGGCCGAUUUCCUGCGUUAUCUGCUGGAACUGAAUCCGGGCGAAGAGAGCUAUGCCACCCGUUGUCAAAUGACCUACAAGGACACCAAACUCUUUUUUAUAGAACACAAACUGCAAAAGACGGUGGAGUGGGUCUACCUCCAAAUGAAUUAUGCAGCCUUCCUCUACAUGACGGGUGCCCUGAAUGCGGCUCUCUACAUCAGUCGACAACUGACCAAAUCGCCGCUUCUAUCACGUUGCAGUAAAGACGUCCAGAAGAGGCUGGAAUCCAACCUUAAGCUUUACAAAAUGCUCUAG